Molecule: messenger RNA, 2158 nt
Organism: Acanthisitta chloris (rifleman)
Lineage: Eukaryota; Metazoa; Chordata; Aves; Passeriformes; Acanthisittidae
Gene: TACC1
Product: transforming, acidic coiled-coil containing protein 1
Exons: 14
Biological process (GO): cell population proliferation; cerebral cortex development; mitotic spindle organization
Cellular component (GO): cytoplasm
Source: RefSeq, a predicted model, not a curated record
CGUGUCCCGCCGGACAGGAGCGAGCGCCCCGGUGCCCGCGGCCAGCCGGCGGCUGGAUGUCUCGGACUCCACUGAUAAUUUUGAGACCCCUGAAGCAGAAACGCCGACCUGCUCGCCCCUAAAGGAGUUCUGCGAGCCGCCGGGAGCGCCGGAGGCCGAGGCUGGGACGCAAGAGCCAAGUGACCAUGUCAACCUGCUGCUAGGGGAAGCCCACCAGGACAGCUCGCCUGGAAAGCAUCCCAAAGAUGAGGCUCAACUGGGGGCUGGAGCCCCGACAGCCAGCUUGGAUGCUAAAGGGGAAACUGACCCCAACAGCUCACCCCUGACACAGCCUCUGUCCGGGCUGGGCCACCAGGCUGACGCUGGCCACGCCACUGUGCCUGCUGCGGAGCUGGCCCCAGUGCCCCAUGAGGGCACAGCCGCCCGGGAGCAGGUCAUGUCAGGAGGGGCCAUGGCGGAUGCUAACAUGGGGCUGGUGGAGCUGAGGGCUGAUGCCCUGGCCCAGGAGGGCUCACCUAGCCAGGACCAGCUCGGGAAAGGGAAAACACCUUCACUGGGGAGGAAAACAGAUGAAGCUGCAGAGGAGGCUCUGGUGCCCCAAGCAUCUUACCAGCUCGACCCAAAGCAGUGUGACAGGAGUGAGCUGGGGGUAGACCUGGCCCAGGAGUCCACAGGGCAGGUCCCAAAACCUGAGGUCAAUUUUACAGAGGUGGGAGAGAGUGCAGAGCCCAGGAGAGCAUCACCCAGGAGGGCCAGCAGGAUCCCAGCCAGCAAGCUGACUCCAAAGAGACACAGAGAGUCUCCCAAGAAAUCAGCUGUGGAUGUGGAGAGGGGCUCCAAGGAGCUGCCCCCAGGGUCCCCCCAGCUGGGUCCUGCACAUUGGAACAGCACUGGUCUUGACUCCCACAGUGGCAGCUCAGCACUGCAGAACUUGCCAGCUCUCCCCAAGGGCUCUUACCAGUUUGACCCCAAUAACUUUGACUCCGUGGAUCCAUUCAAGCCCACCAAGAUGCUCACCAGCACCACCGCUGACUCCUGCUCCACUGCUGAUAACAGCCUCAACGAAAUCCUCGAAUCUCAGACGAUGGAGGUGCAGGACGAUCCCCUGCAAGGCAGAGACUCCCCCAAGAAACCCAAGUCGCGCCUGAUAACGAGUGGCUGCAAGGUGAAGCAGUACGAGAAAAAAAACAUCAGCGCUAAGAAUGAAGGAGUGUUGAUCUCAGAAAUCCCAGAUAUUGCAAAUCGGGAUGGACGUGCUACCGAUGAGGAGAAGUUGGCCUCCAGCACCUCUGCACAGAAACCAGCUGGGCUGGAGAAGAAGGCUGAGCCAGAAGAUGACCUGGAGUACUUUGAGUGCUCGAACGUCCCUGUGCCCGUGACGAAGCACAGACCAGAGGCAGGCUUUGAAAAGGAGAUCUGCAAGCAGAUGGAAAAGGAUGGGCCUGGCAUCUUCCCUGACAAUCCCGGGCUGUACUCCAUGGACAAGUGCCCCAGUUUAAGCAGGAGUGAGAGCCCCCUGGAUGGCAUCUGCCUCAGCGAGUCGGAGAAGACGGCCGUGCUCACGCUGAUCAGAGAGGAGAUAAUCACCAAGGAGGUCGAGGCCAGUGAGUGGAAAAAGAAAUAUGAGGAGAGCCGGCAGGAAGUGCUGGAGAUGAGGAAAAUCGUGGCUGAGUAUGAGAAGACCAUUGCCCAGAUGAUAGAGGAUGAGCAGAGGACAAACAUGACAUCUCAGAAGAACCUGCAGCAGCUCACGAUGGAAAAGGACCAGGCUCUGGCAGACCUGAACUCAGUGGAGAGGUCCCUGUCAGAUCUGUUCAGGAGAUACGAAAACCUGAAGGGCGUCCUGGAAGGCUUUAAGAAGAAUGAAGAAGCUCUGAAGAAAUGUGCCCAAGAUUAUCUAACCCGGGUCAAGCAGGAAGAGCAGCGGUAUCAGGCCCUGAAGGUCCAUGCAGAAGAAAAAUUGGACAAAGCCAAUGAGGAGAUCGCCCAGGUGCGCACGAAGGCCAAGGCGGAGAGCACGGCGCUGCACGCUGGGCUGCGCAAGGAGCAGAUGAAGGUUGAGUCCCUGGAGAGAGCCCUCCAGCAGAAGAACCAGGAGAUUGAGGAGCUGACCAAGAUCUGCGAUGAGCUGAUAGCGAAGCUGGGAAAGUCAGACUGA